GCCGUCAGAGAUCAAAGCUUAAAGGCUUGGCAUGAUCCAGAAAAACACUCAAUGGUGCAUCUUAUCUUUUCUCCAUUUGACUUUGCUUUGAAGCAAUUCAAUGGCGUGCCCAAAUUGAGACUACAAAUACAUGCAUCCUAUCCUCCAUCCUGCAACAAACCAACCGCCAACACUUCCAUUCCAGGCAUCAACCAUGGCUUCUCCUCGGCAUCUGAUGAAGCUUUCGGCUGCUCUUCUCCUCCUCUGUGUUGGCGUGUGUGUGGCUCGCAACAGUGACUUCUCCAUUGUCGGCUACUCGGAGGAGGACCUGUCGUCCAACGACAGACUCGUCGAGCUGUUUGAGAAGUGGCUGGCCAAGCACCAGAAGGCGUACGCGAGCUUCGAGGAGAAGCUGCACAAGUUCGAGGUGUUCAAGGACAACCUGAAGCACAUCGACAAGAUCAACCGGGAAGUGACCAGCUACUGGCUCGGCCUCAACGAGUUUGCCGACCUCACCAACGUCGAGUUCAAGGCCGCCUACCUCGGCCUCAAUGCUGCUCCGGCUCGUCGGGGCAGCAGCCGAAGCUUCAGGUACGAGGACGUGAGUGCCAGCGACCUGCCCAAGUCUGUGGACUGGAGGAAGAAGGGCGCGGUGACAGAGGUGAAGAACCAGGGGCAGUGCGGCAGCUGCUGGGCCUUCUCGACGGUGGCGGCAGUGGAAGGGAUCAACGCCAUCGUGACAGGCAACCUGACUGCGCUGUCGGAGCAGGAGCUCAUCGACUGCAGCGUCGAUGGCAACAGUGGCUGCAAUGGCGGCUUGAUGGACUACGCCUUCUCCUACAUCGCGUCCAGUGGCGGGCUACACACCGAGGAGGCGUACCCCUACCUCAUGGAGGAAGGCAGCUGCGGCGACGGUAAGAAGGCCGAGUCCAAGGCGGUGACGAUCAGCGGCUUCGAGGACGUGCCGGCCAAUGACGAGCAGGCGCUGAUCAAGGCUCUCGCCCACCAGCCCGUCUCCGUCGCCAUCGAGGCCUCCGGCAGGCACUUCCAGUUCUACAGCGGGGGAGUUUUCGACGGUCCUUGCGGCGCGCAGCUAGAUCACGGCGUGGCGGCGGUCGGGUACGGGUCGGACAAGGGGAAGGGCCACGACUACAUCAUCGUGAGGAACUCGUGGGGUGCGGACUGGGGCGAGAAGGGUUACAUCAGGAUGAAGAGGGGCACCAGCAACGGCGAGGGCCUCUGCGGCAUCAACAAGAUGGCCUCCUACCCAACCAAGGACAAGUGAUGUUCCAGCCUCAAAUCCUGCAUCCAGAGGAUUGAAGAUUUGAACCAUCCUUGAGAGUCCUUGUUCCCGAUCUUUGCAUUUCCCUGCUUUUUCUUUCACGUUUUUCCUUUUCUCAAUGGUUCCUUUCGGUUAAUGCGACGAACAUGGACUGAAAUAAUAAAAUUUAUUUCCAAGUUUC
Triticum urartu is the source of this 1442-nucleotide messenger RNA. RefSeq names its product cysteine protease XCP1. NCBI's taxonomy places the organism in Eukaryota, Viridiplantae, Streptophyta, Magnoliopsida, Poales, Poaceae. Gene Ontology annotation, biological process: proteolysis. The record is from RefSeq and is a predicted model, not a curated record. Gene Ontology annotation, molecular function: cysteine-type peptidase activity.